This is a messenger RNA of Dibothriocephalus latus, 579 nucleotides long. The record is from the annotation of a GenBank genome assembly. Lineage: Eukaryota; Metazoa; Platyhelminthes; Cestoda; Diphyllobothriidea; Diphyllobothriidae.
AUGCCGAUGACGACCGACUUCCUUAUCGAGUUCCUGGUUCGCUUUCUGGCAGAUUAUCUGGGGCCUCCCCAUCUGCAAUAUGUGGACGAGGAGAGUCCCCCCGGUUCUACCCUCACCCUGUCCCAAUCCCCAUCCCUGAUGACUGAAGCGGACACUUCCGGCACCCGUGGUGGUUCCUUCUCCUCUGACACAGACAUACCCUCAAUGUGGAGCUCUUCGGCCGCAGAACCCGGUUUCACCCACAUCAGCGCCAUCACCAGCAUCACCUCCACAACCAGCGACAACUUCACCAGCAGCAACAAGCGCGAUACUUGGGGUCCGGCCGACAGAGAUGCCGCCAUCCAUGAUGCAAGCAGCAUAAGUAUCAGCAGCAUCACUGAUCUCAGUAGCAGCCAGAACAGCACUACCAACCACCCUACCGCCGACUUCAGCGAGGAUGAGGAAUACGAGGAAUACCAAGAGGAGGAAAUGGAAGAGGAGGAAGAGCAAGAGAAGGAGAAGGAACAUCCAACCACCGGUUUCAGCGACGAUGAGGAAUACGAGGAAGACCAAGAGGAGGAAAGGGAGAAGAAUGACGAA